Messenger RNA from Piliocolobus tephrosceles (Ugandan red Colobus), 1705 nucleotides. RefSeq names its product collagen type IX alpha 3 chain (gene COL9A3). The coding region runs from base 1 to 1338 and encodes 445 amino acids. The record is from RefSeq and is a predicted model, not a curated record. The transcript has 18 exons. NCBI's taxonomy places the organism in Eukaryota, Metazoa, Chordata, Mammalia, Primates, Cercopithecidae.
AUGACCCACACCGGGCGGGCAGCAGGAGGCUCUGCACCAGUCAAAGACAGACCUUGGCCGGGCUUGGCGACCCCCGAGCUUGUGGGAGAUGGACAUGGCCAGCACCGCCUUCAGAAAGUGGGACUCCCAGGCCCUCCAGGCCCCCCAGGGCCGCCGGGGAAGCCCGGCCAGGACGGCAUUGACGGAGAAACUGGUCCUCCAGGUCUGCCUGGGCCCCCGGGACCGAAGGGGGCCCCAGGAAAGCCGGGGAAAUCAGGAGAGGCCGGGCUGCCCGGACUGCCGGGUGUGGACGGUCUGACUGGGCGAGAUGGACCCCCUGGACCCAAGGGUGCCCCUGGGGAACGGGGAAGUCUGGGACCCCCGGGGCCGCCCGGGCUGGGGGGCAAAGGCCUCCCUGGACCCCCCGGAGAGGCAGGAGUGAGCGGCCCCCCAGGUGGGAUCGGCCUCCGCGGCCCCCCGGGACCUUCUGGACUCCCCGGCCUCCCUGGCCCCCCAGGACCUCCCGGACCCCCUGCUUACUUUAGGGAUUCCUGUCGUUCCUCUAAUCCAGAGCCUUUUCUCCACUCCCAGGGUCCGGGAGGCACCGCAGGUCCUAAGGGAGACCAGGGCAUUGCAGGUUCCGACGGGCUUCCUGGCGAUAAAGGAGAACUGGGUCCCAGCGGCCCGGUCGGACCCAAGGGAGAGUCUGGCGGUCGAGGGGAGCUGGGCCCUAAAGGCAUCCAGGGUCCCAACGGCACCAGCGGCGUUCAGGGUGUCCCCGGGCCCCCCGGUCCUCUGGGCCUCCAGGGUGUCCAGGGUGUUCCUGGCAUCACGGGGAAGCCGGGCGUCCCGGGGAAGGAGGCCAGCGAGCAGCGCAUCAGGGAGCUGUGUGGGGGGCUGAUCAGCGAACAAAUUGCACAGUUAGCCACGCACCUGAGGAAGCCUUUGGCACCGGGCUCCAUUGGCCGGCCCGGUCCCGCUGGCCCCCCUGGACCCCCAGGACCCCCAGGCUCCAUUGGUCACCCUGGCGCUCGAGGACCCCCUGGAUACCGCGGUCCCACUGGGGAGCUGGGAGACCCCGGGCCCAGAGGAAACCAGGGUGACAGAGGAGACAAAGGCGUGGCAGGAGCAGGACUGGACGGGCCUGACGGAGACCAGGGGCCCCAAGGACCCCAAGGCGUGCCCGGCACCAGCAAGGAUGGCCAGGACGGUGCUCCCGGCGAGCCUGGGCCUCCCGGAGAUCCUGGGCUUCCAGGUGCCAUUGGGGCCCAGGGGACACCGGGGAUCUGCGACACCUCAGCCUGCCAAGGAGCCGUGUUAGGAGGGGUCGGGGAAAAAUCAGGCUCUAGAAGCUCAUAAAAUUCAACAUAAGGAAAUAAGCAAGUGACAAGAACGCCUGAAGCACAGCGGGGCGGUCAUGAAGGAGCAGGGGUGUGGCAGGCUGGCUGGCGACGUCCAGGAGAGUGAGCACCCCAGCUGCCCCUCGGCCGCCGACUGGACGCACAGGCCCUGCCAGCGAGCACCCUCAUCGGGCUGUCGCCUGACCGCAUACCUCAAAAGGCCCUAGCUAAUAAACAUGUAAGCCCAGCAUUGGAGAGAAGGUGGGGUGUUUGUAUAAAACAUUGUGUACAAUUCCAUGAGAUGAAAAAUAUUCAGUAACUUGUUUACAUAGCAUUUGUGUAGAGACUGUGAUCUCAUCCCAAUGAAAUGAUGUAUUAAAUCUUCA